CAGGGGCGGACUGACCAUUUGGAAACUCGGGCACUGCCCGAGAGCCCGGGGUCAGUAGGGGGCCCCAUGAGAUGCCCCUGGUACCUUUUUCAUAGGCUUUUUUGAGUUUGGGCAAGGACACAGGGGGCCCCUUGAUCCCCUAUUGCCCAAGGGCCCUAUGAGUUGUCAGUCCGCCCCUGGUCAUUGCCCCCCAUCAGUGCCUCCUCAUCAGUGCCCACCAGUGCCACCUCAUCAGUGCCCAUCAGUGCUGCCUAUCAGU
Staurois parvus is the source of this 259-nucleotide messenger RNA. NCBI's taxonomy places the organism in Eukaryota, Metazoa, Chordata, Amphibia, Anura, Ranidae. The record is from the annotation of a GenBank genome assembly.